AGGGAAACGCCUCCUCUUCCUCCUCCUCCUCCUCCUCUGUGGUGCUUCAGCGGAGUUUCUGCUCUUCCACGGCCGUGCUGUCUGACCACUGAACGCGACGUGACAUGGCCUCUAACCGGGUGAUCGUGUACGGCGGGCGCGGCGCGCUGGGAUCCAAAUGUGUGCAGCAUUUCAAGUCCCAAGGAUGGUGGGUCGCCAGCAUCGACAUGGCCGCGAACGAGGACGCGAAUGAAAACGUGAUCGUGAAGAUGAGCGAGUCCUUCACCGAGCAGGCGGGACAGGUGACGGCAGACGUGGCCCAGUUGCUGGGGGAGCACAAGGUGGAUGCCAUCUUGUGUGUGGCCGGUGGAUGGGCAGGAGGAAACUGCAGCUCCAAAGACUUGUACAAAAACACAGACUUGAUGUGGAAGCAGAGCGUGUGGACCUCCACCAUCUCCAGCCACCUAGCCUCCCUGCACCUGAAGUCUGGGGGGCUCCUGACUUUGGCCGGGGCAAAGGCGGCCCUGGCAGGAACUGGGGGUAUGGUGGGCUACGGCAUGGCCAAGGCCGCCGUCCACCAGCUGUGUCAGAGUUUGGCAGCCAAAAACAGUGGGAUGCCACCAGGAGCUGCAGCUGUCGCUAUUCUGCCCGUUACCCUGGAUACGCCCAUGAACAGGAAGUUCAUGCCCAAUGCAGACUUCAGCUCCUGGACGCCACUGGAGUACAUCGCAGAGACGUUCUUCAAGUGGGCUGCAGGUGAGAACAGGCCUGCCUCAGGAAGCCUGAUGCAGCUUCUGACCUCUGAAGGUCAAACCCAAGCCGUGGCUGCUCAGUAGAGGGCAGCUGAGGGGGGGUCGGAUGGGUGGAGGAGAGGAGAGCUGGAGAAGAGAGGGAGAAAAGGUUAAUAAAGACAGCUGGAGGUAAAAAGACUGAAAAUGAGAGGAUUGAGGAAGAGCAGACUCGCAGUGCCAUCUAGCGGCAAACACUACAACUGUCCCGGUUUAACAGAACUGUUAAAUCUCCAACUGUUCUUCCUGAUGGCCCAUCAGAGGCUAAUGGUACUACAGAACCUCAGACAUCAGUAUCGUGCUAAAUGAGAUGUUUCAGUGUAUGUGUGAGGCUGCUGUAGAGCCACAGCAGCUAAUAGAGCCGUACUUGUGAUGCUUCGCUGUGUGUGACGUCAUGUCGUGGCAGUGUUAUAACAGCAGGUUGAUGUGUGAGGACCAGCAGAGCUUUACCGGAGGUUCUCCGUCCUCUGAAGGAGCUGGUUCCAGUCUCAGGCCUGAUGGCCGGUUUGUUCACUGUGUCCACUCUCUGAAGUUCUGCUCCACAGAUGAAUCCCACCGAGUGUUUACAAAUGGAGUGGCCUUAUUCUCCCUCGUAGCUCUGAAGUGUCCUUCAUGCUGUUGGUAUGUCACAAGUGUUGUGCUGAAUUUUCCUGUAACGGUCCAACAUGUGAUGCCUCCAAGUAAACAAAUACAAUAAAGAAAAAUUCACCUGGUAAACAAACAAAA
Messenger RNA from Oryzias melastigma (Indian medaka), 1493 nucleotides. It is a transcript of the gene qdpra, whose product is annotated as quinoid dihydropteridine reductase a. The record is from RefSeq and is a predicted model, not a curated record. Bases 105 to 815 code for a protein of 236 amino acids. Gene Ontology annotation, biological process: L-phenylalanine catabolic process; tetrahydrobiopterin biosynthetic process. Gene Ontology annotation, cellular component: cytoplasm. The transcript has 7 exons. NCBI's taxonomy places the organism in Eukaryota, Metazoa, Chordata, Actinopteri, Beloniformes, Adrianichthyidae. Gene Ontology annotation, molecular function: NADPH binding; NADH binding; 6,7-dihydropteridine reductase activity.